Molecule: messenger RNA, 503 nt
Organism: Symbiodinium necroappetens
Lineage: Eukaryota; Dinophyceae; Suessiales; Symbiodiniaceae
Source: the annotation of a GenBank genome assembly
GGAUGGUCGAAGUGUCAGACGACUUCUAUGUCAAGUAUUCUGCACGAAGAGACUUCCAAGAUGAUCACGAGCUGCACGAGUUUGAGUUCUGCAGCAGCGGAAGGUUUCGAUUCGCGCGGGACUUCCUGCAAGGAGGCUUCUUUCGGGGGAAGAAGCUCCGAAAAGAGUGCCAUUUGUCUGCCGCAAGCCUUCAUGUUCUGAAAGGUCUCGUGCUGAAGAGUGGUCUACUGCAGGCUGAUGACGGGGAUUUACCACUCCCAACACGACAUUCGCGGCAGGAGUUGGAGAUCAAGUGUGACGGGGCACACGUGGUGUUGUCCACGCAGCUUCACCCUAGCCUUUCCCACAUUGAUGGAGGGCGGCGGCUUGAUCAUGAGCACACCAUGUCUGAUUUCGAUGCCAUGGCAGAGGAUAUUAAGUCGUUUGGGAAAUCGAUCCUCGAGCUCUUUGGCGUGCAGCUGGAUGGGGCAGCUUGUGCUUCAUGGCAUCCUUCUCGCCGCUGA